Molecule: messenger RNA, 1470 nt
Organism: Aspergillus oryzae RIB40
Lineage: Eukaryota; Fungi; Ascomycota; Eurotiomycetes; Eurotiales; Aspergillaceae
Product: nicotinate phosphoribosyltransferase
Exons: 5
Coding region: 1-1470 (489 amino acids)
Biological process (GO): NAD+ biosynthetic process
Molecular function (GO): nicotinate phosphoribosyltransferase activity
Source: RefSeq, a predicted model, not a curated record
AUGGACCAAGAAGGUUCCCCUCCAAUUCCGGAGGGCAUUUGCUCUCUUCUUGAUACCGAUUUGUACAAGUUGACGAUGCAAUGUGCCGUCCUGAAGUACUUCCCUGAUACCCACGUGACUUAUGGGUUCACGAACCGUACUCCACACAUGAAGUUAACGCGUGGGGCCCACAAGUGGCUUCUGAAGCAAAUGGACAGACUUGCGAACAUUCGAAUCACGGAAGAAGAGAUUAAAUUCUUGAAGACCCGGUGUCCAUACUUCAACGAUGCUUACCUGGACUUCCUGACCACUUUCAAACUCAAGCCUUCCGAACAGAUUGAAAUCAAGUUUACGCCCGUGAAUGAUACCGGCAGCGACAGCGACACGGGUGAUGUCGAGUAUCUGGUCAAGGGUCUCUGGGUUGACACAAUUCUGUACGAGAUCCCGCUGUUAGCGUUGACGAGCGAGGCAUACUUUAUGUUCAGCGAUAAGGACUGGGACUACAGUUGCCAAGAAGAGAAGGCAUAUCGGAAAGGAUGUACGCUGCUUGAGAAUGGUUGCAUCUUCUCUGAGUUCGGAUCAAGACGACGCCGUGAUUACCAUACCCAUGACCUGGUGAUGGUUGGUCUGAUGAAGGCUGCUGAGGAGGGAAAACGACAAGGGUGGAAGGGUCGAUUCACAGGGUCAAGUAAUGUUCACUUUGCUAUGAAGUAUGGUGUCGACCCUGUCGGCACGGUGGCGCAUGAAUGGUAUAUGACCAUUGCUGCCAUUACGGAUGACUAUGAGAACGCCAACGAGUUGGCCCUGCGGUACUGGCUUGGCUGCUUUGGAAAAGGAGUUCUGGGAAUCGCCUUGACGGACACUUUCGGUACCCCCGCCUUUCUCGAUGCAUUCCGGAAGCCGAUUCCUGCGUUUACCUCCGCAGGAGCUGGUGCAGUCAGCACAUCGGCAUCUGGACCAGCCACAACUAACGAAUCGACUGUUCAAAGUGAGGCGGAGACCAAGGCCCCGAUCACUGCACCACUUCGUGACGGUGGCGCUCGGACCUCCCAUGAAACGUAUGCUCAAGCUUAUACCGGUGUGCGUCAGGACUCAGGCGAUCCUGUAUACUUCGUAAAGAUGGUGCGGGAUUUCUACGAUAGGGAAGGCAUCACGGACAAGAAGACCAUGGUGUUCUCUGACUCUCUCAACAUCGAGCAUUGUCUCGAGUAUAAGGUCAUUGCGGAGGAAGCUGGGUUCCAGCCUGUCUUCGGCGUUGGUACAUUCUUUACCAACGACUUUACGAAUAAAUCAAAUGACGAAAAGUCCAAGCCGCUCAAUAUCGUCAUCAAGAUCUCUACAGCAAAUGGUCACCCGGCUGUCAAGCUCAGUGACAACAUGGGCAAAAACACGGGAGACAAACAGAAAGUCCAGGAAGUGAAGAAAAAGCUCGGCUACGUCGAACACGAAUGGGAAGAAGGCGACGAGAGCAACCGUUGGUCUAAGCGCUAA